This is a messenger RNA of Lolium rigidum, 2067 nucleotides long. Its product is annotated as mitogen-activated protein kinase kinase kinase NPK1-like. Bases 1 to 2028 code for a protein of 675 amino acids. Gene Ontology annotation, molecular function: protein kinase activity; ATP binding. The transcript has 17 exons. Gene Ontology annotation, biological process: protein phosphorylation. NCBI's taxonomy places the organism in Eukaryota, Viridiplantae, Streptophyta, Magnoliopsida, Poales, Poaceae. The record is from RefSeq and is a predicted model, not a curated record.
AUGCGACGGGACGCCGCGGGCGGCGGCCCUGGGUUCCACGACCUCUUCGACUCCGUGCGCCGCUCCAUCGCCUUCCGCACCAGCGCCGCCGCCCCGGAGCCCCCCGCCGGGCCCCCCGGCGGCGGGAUCGGCGUCCGGAUCAGCUCCUGCCUCCGCAAGUCCAGGGGGAUGGGCCUGCUCGGGCUCAUCGCCAAGAGCCCCUCGCCGCCGCGCCGCCUGCUGCCGCCGACCCCCGUGCCCGUGCCGGCCGACGACGGCGGGGGAGGGCGAGCGGACGAGAACCCGCCGAUCCGGUGGCGGAAGGGCGAGAUGAUCGGGUCCGGCGCGUUCGGGCAGGUCUACCUCGGCAUGAACCUCGACACCGGCGAGCUCCUCGCGGUGAAGCAGGUUCUGAUCGGGAGCACCAACGCCACCCGGGAGAAGGCCCAAGCGCAUAUCAGAGAGCUCGAGGAGGAAGUGAAGCUCCUGAAGAACCUGUCGCACCUCAACAUUGUGAGGUACCUUGGCACCGUCCGCGAGGAAGACACGCUGAACAUCCUGCUGGAGUUUGUUCCUGGAGGGUCCAUCCAAUCGCUUCUCGGAAAGCUCGGUUCAUUCCCGGAGGCGGUCAUUAGGAAGUACACCAGGCAGAUUCUGCAAGGGCUGGAAUAUCUGCAUAGGAAUGCAAUUAUACAUAGGGACAUUAAGGGCGCAAACAUUCUUGUUGACAACAAAGGGUGCAUUAAACUUGCCGAUUUUGGGGCAUCUAAGCAAGUUGCCAAGUUGGCUACUAUGACAGCAGCUAAAACGAUGAAAGGCACGCCACAUUGGAUGGCACCUGAAGUAAUUGUCGGGAGUGGGCACACCUUCUCUGCAGAUAUCUGGAGUGUGGGAUGCACAGUAAUUGAAAUGGCUACUGGUAAACCACCAUGGAGCCAACAGUAUCAGGAGGUUGCACUUCUAUUUCAUGUCGGAACCACAAAGUCACACCCACCAAUACCUGAACAUAUCUCGCCAGAGGCUAAAGAUUUUCUGCUGAAAUGCCUGCAGAAGGAACCAGAGCUGAGGUCUAGUGCGUCAGAUUUAUUAAAGCAUCCAUUUGUCACCGGAGAAUUUGACGACCGGCAGCCACUCAAUCGCACAACACUGAAGGAUGCUUCUGUCAAUGAGCUUCCUGCACAUGAUGCGUGCACGCCAACAGAGUUGGGGGUGAAUCAUUCUGGCAACUGGUCUACUAUUAAUUCCAACAGAUCAUUGAAAAUCAAACCCUUGUGGGAGGGUAGCUGUGAUGAUGAUGACAUUUGUGAGUUUGCUGAUAAAGAUGACCACCCAGCAGUUGGAUCUAGCUAUAAUCCUAUGUCUGAACCAUUUGAUGACUGGAACAACAAGUAUGACAUAAGCCCAGAGAAAAGUUCUCAUCAAUCAAGGGAAUUUGGUGGAUUAGCCAAGCAUACUGAAAACAGCAUGACCGAAAAUGAUUUUACCUUCCCUCGGGAGGGAAGUUGUGAAGAUGACGAUGUACUUACGGAGUCAAAAAUAGAAGCAUUUCUUGAUGAGAAGGCUCUUGAUCUGAAGAAGCUACAAACACCUUUAUAUGAAGAAUUCUACAAUACAGCGAAUGCUGGGAAUUCUCAGGGAGUUGAUCAACCUUCCAAUGGAAAAUUCAUAAAUAGUCCGAAACUACCCCCUCGCGGAAAGUCGCCUCCAAGUAAGAUGAGAGGAGGAGGUCCUGCAGCACCUUGUGACAAUAAUUUAAACAGUACGAUACCUGAGAGCUGCUGCAAGCAAUUCUCAAGAGACAGUGUAGAUAGCAGCCGGAUUUUGAGAGAAAUAGCCUCCCCUCAACUCAAUGAGCUUGGGGAUAAAGUUCAUAUUGAUGUCCAGGAUAGCACAAGCAUCAGCUUCGCUGAGAGGCAACGGAAGUGGAAAGAGGAGCUGGACCAGGAGCUUGAGAGGGAAAGAGUGAUGAGGUUAGCUGGCUGUGGUAAAACACCGUCUCCAAAUAGAGGGCCCAGCAGUGGGAAACGAGAGCGUCAUCCUGCCCACUGAAUAGACAGCAACACUUGUUCAUCUAUUUCAUCCCACAGU